AACUUCAGAGUCUGACCAGAGCCUGGGAUUACCACACCCGCCCGUUCAGCAGUAAUGCGUCUCCUUCUGUAAAGGGAUCGUUCCGCUCCCCACAAUCCCUGUACAAAACACCCAGCUACAGGUGCUCGGAUCUAAAAUGCCUGUCAACCAACGGUGAAACUAGAGAGAGAUCAUAUUCCAUCCGACUUGCGCCUCAGGGCAGAGCCACAGAACGGGAUAACUAGUUAGUCCAGCAGACACACGCAAGCAAGCAAAGCAAACCACAGGCGCGGUGGGGACCCUAGGUGAUGCGGGGAGCCCGAAGCUGGUCUCUGCGGUACCGGGAGCGGGAAGUGCCCCCAACUCUUCCUCGGGCGGUUCCUCCUGCUGCUUAGGGUCAGCGUGUGCGUGGGUGAGCCCUAGAUCCGGCAGAGGUUUGGAUCGUUUGGAAAGAGACGCUCCCAUCCUCCUGCUCCCGGCUGGAUUUUCGUGCAUAGUUCUGCACCCAUCCGAGUCACGUGGGGGGCUGGGUUCCCACUGGCGUAUACCUCCAGCAGCAGCAGUUAGUGUGAGCCGGGCUCAGAGCAGAGCGCUGCUAUUUAAAGUCAGUGCCUCGCUCUUCACCGGGGGGCUCCUCAAGCAGCGGCGAUCAAUUUAAAACCCUUGUGCAUGGCAGAGGCUGUAUCUGUGACUUUCUGCAAGAGGAGCAGGGUCAGCUCUUAGCUGAGCUUUCCAGGCUUGGAUAAGAAAUGGAUAAGGAUGAGAUUGACCUUCAGAGAAUCCCCCCAGAGGCACCUUGGGGGCCACACACCGACAGUACAUUUCAUGGGGUGGAAUUUCUGCCAGAAGAUCUUGGUGAGGCUCUGAAUAAGACUGCAAUGAGAGUGAAUGAGAAAUAUUCCUCUCUACCUGCUGAGGAGAAGGGGAUUCAUAUUAUCAACAUCCGAGCUAUUGAAGACAUCGGAUACAUCCAGCGUGAAAGUACAUUAUUAAACUCACUGUGUCAGGAUCCAGAUGCCAACUGCAAACAUGGACUCUAUUUUAGAGAUGGCAAGAGGAAAGUGGACUACAUCUUGGUUUACCAUUACAAGAAAUCCUCAGUCAGUAAGACGCUCACUAGACGAAUUCAUCACAAUGAUUCAAGUGCCCGAAGUAUCAAACAGGAUCAUCAGCUUCCUGGGAAGGGUGGGCACCUUGACGUGGGAGAAAGUGAGCUUCACAUGGACUAUCACGAAGAUGAUAAGAGAUUCCGCAGAGAGGAGUAUGAAGGCAACCUCAUGGAGGCUGGUCUGGAAUUGGAAAGAGAUGAAGAUACUAAAAUACAUGGGGUUGGAUUUGUAAAAAUACAUGCACCUUGGAAUGUUUUGUGCCGGGAGGCAGAAUUUCUGAAACUCAAGAUGCCCACAAAAAAGGUGUAUCAGAUAAAUCAAGCCCAUGGUCUUUUGAAAAAAAUUAAUUCUGUAAUUCAAAAAAUAACAGAACCUAUCCAGCCAAAAGUAGCAGAACACAAACCAGAGACAGUGAAACGCCUCUCGUACCCCUUCUCCCGGGAGAAACAACACUUAUUUGAUUUGUCUGACAAAGAGUCCUUUUUUGACAGCAAAACUAGAAGCACGAUAGUUUAUGAAAUAUUGAAAAGAACAACAUGUACCAAAGCCAAGUAUAGCAUGGGGACAGGAGAGGGAAGAAAGACGGAAACUACCCUUUUAAAUAAAAGAUGGAAAUGUGGUAAAUAUGGAAUCACCAGUCUGCUUGCCAAUGGAGUUUACAGUGCUGCAUAUCCUUUGCAUGAUGGUGACUACGAAGGUGAAAAUGUUGAGCUCAAUGACAGAAAACUCCUGUGUGAGGAAUGGGCAAGCUAUGGAGUCUUUUAUAAAUACCAGCCAAUUGACCUGGUGAGAAAAUACUUUGGAGAGAAGAUUGGACUGUAUUUUGCCUGGCUGGGAGUUUAUACUCAAAUGCUCAUUCCUGCUUCCAUUGUAGGGGUUAUUGUGUUUCUGUAUGGCUGUGCGACCGUGGAUGAGAAUAUACCAAGUAUGGAGAUGUGUGAUGAGAGAAACAAUAUCACCAUGUGUCCUCUUUGUGACAAUACAUGCAGUUACUGGAAAAUGAGUUCUUCCUGUGCCACUGCUCGAGCGAGUCACCUGUUUGACAAUCCAGCAACUGUCUUCUUCUCUGUCUUUAUGGCUCUGUGGGCUGCCACUUUUAUGGAACACUGGAAGAGAAAACAGAUGCGUCUCAACUAUAGAUGGGAUUUGACUGGGUUUGAAGAAGAGGAGGAGGCAGUCAAGGCUCAUCCCAGAGCAGAAUAUGAAGCUAAAGUAUUAGAAAAAUCACUGAGGAAAGAAUACAUACAUAAAAAGAAGCGUCGACAUUUGCCAGAAGAGACAGGAAACAAAUGGAGACAGAGAGUUAAGACAGUCAUGGCUGGGGUGAAAUUGACUGAUAAAGAGAAACUGACAUGGAAAGAUCGUUUUCCAGCAUAUUUUACCAAUUUUGUUGGCAUUAUCUUCAUGAUUGGACUGACAUUUGCUAUCGUGUUUGGAGUCAUUAUAUACAGAAUCUCCACUGCAGCAGCCUUAGCCCUCAGCUCAACUCCCUCUGGCCGGUCUAGUGUUAGAGUAACAGUCACUGCAACUGCAGUUAUUAUUAAUCUGGUGGUGAUCAUCAUUCUGGAUGAAGUAUAUGGUUGCAUAGCCAGGUGGCUAACUCAGAUUGAGGUCCCAAAAACAGACAAGAGUUUUGAAGAGCGGCUGAUCUUCAAGGCCUUCCUUCUGAAAUUUGUCAAUGCCUACACUCCCAUUUUCUACGUUGCUUUCUUCAAAGGCCGAUUUGUUGGACGUCCAGGAGACUAUGUCUACAUUUUUCAUUCUUUCCGAAUGGAAGAGUGUGCCCCUGGUGGUUGCUUAAUGGAAUUGUGUAUCCAGCUUAGUAUUAUCAUGUUGGGCAAACAGCUGAUUCAGAAUAAUCUCUUUGAGAUUGGUAUCCCAAAAAUGAAGAAAUUAAUAAGAUACAUCAAAUUAAAGCGACGACGCUCUUUAGAUCAUGAGGAGCAUAUGAAAAAAAAACAACGCUAUGAAGUGGACUAUAACUUGGAGCCUUUUGCUGGGCUUACUCCAGAAUACAUGGAAAUGAUUAUCCAGUUUGGCUUUGUAACCUUGUUUGUUGCAUCCUUCCCGCUGGCUCCUUUGUUUGCGUUGUUGAACAACAUCAUUGAAAUACGUCUAGAUGCAAAGAAAUUUGUCACUGAGCUUAGAAGACCAGUUGCAGUCAGAGCAAAAGAUAUAGGAAUCUGGUAUAAUAUCCUCAGAGGUGUAGGAAAACUUGCUGUAAUAAUAAAUGCAUUUGUGAUCUCAUUCACAUCUGACUUCAUUCCACGCCUCGUGUACCUGUAUAUGUACAGUGAGAAUGGCACCAUGCAUGGCUUCGUGAACCAUACGCUAUCCUCUUUUAAUGUCAGCGAUUUUCAAGGAGGAACAGCUCCAAAUGACCCAAUGGAACUUGGCUACGUGGUUCAGAUAUGCAGAUACAAAGAUUACCGAGAACCCCCAUGGUCUGAAAACAAAUAUGAAAUUUCAAAGGACUUCUGGGCUGUCCUAGCAGCAAGAUUAGCAUUUGUGAUAGUUUUUCAGAACUUGGUCAUGUUUAUGAGUGACUUUGUGGACUGGAUUAUCCCAGACAUUCCCAAGGACAUUAGUCAGCAGAUUCAUAAAGAGAAAGUUCUCAUGGUGGAGGUGUUCAUGAAAGAAGAACAGGGAAAGCUGCAAAUGCUAGAAACCUGGAAAGACAAGGACAUGAAAAAAGGUGAAAACUGUAACAACCACAGCCCCAAGCUCUCAAGGAGCCAAAGCGGGAGCAUGUCCUCCUGCCAUUCAUAUCACAUUGAUGUAUAGAAGAGGAGGGUAUUUUUGUUUUGUUGAGGCAUUCCAUUGAUGAACAAGCCAUCACUUAAAGGGCAAGACUUGAUUUAUGGACAACCAGGUGAAUGUUUAAGUAUGUGCAACCAUUUUGCUCCAUCUUUGUGAGAAGUGCACGUCUUACAAAUAUGGAAGGCCACAUUCUAUUGCGGAUAGGAAUUUUUUUUUAAGUAAUGCAGGGAAUUUUUAUAUUUCAUAGUUAGAUAACACUAUGGAUGUUAGUGUGUGUUAACAAAAUGCUGGUACUUAGAAAUGUUCUCUGAGAAUCUGACUUUAGCUUAUUAAGAAAUAACCAAAGUAAAUUUCAAAUCAUAAUUUUAAAUCUUUUUAGCAGUCCAUUCCUGAAAGGCUUCGGGCAGAUCUACAAAAUAUAUGCAAAGUCAAUUUUACAAUGUGCUCUAGCAUUUCAUAUAACAGGAGAAAGGAAAUAAUAUAACCUUUAUAAGGCAUCUUCAGUUUCAAAAGAUGCAAGUCAGCUCCCCUGCCAGACAUAAUCUGGAUUUGAACCCGCAGAUCCUAGGCAAACAAAACUCCCAUUGCAGUCACUAGGCUAUAUACACUGAAGCUGGUGCAGGGUAAAUUACCCAUUGGGAGAUUCACCCUAUCGACAGGGAUGGGGGGGAAGAGGGGAGAGAGAAUAGCUUUUUUUUUUUUUAAAGCUGGGACUCCAUAGGGACCCUGCUAGCAGUCUGCUGUGCACUAGAGUCUUCCAUUUGGGCACUUCCCCACUCAGAAAAAUGAGAAGAUGAAGUCAGCGCAGAACACGUUAACCUUAACCCCAACUCUGUGCGCCACUGACAGCUCUUCACUGACCCAAAAAGCUCAUCAGGUGAACGAUUCGUGUUGAUGCAGGUGCUCCAGUGCCCUAGACAGUACUGUGGUCUUGUUAUAGUAUACUAAGGGUUCUGAAGCAGUAGCAGCACAGCAGCAGCACAAUUUCAUAGGAUUUCCCAGCAGCCAGAGCACUGUGGAGCAUUUUUAAAAGUGUCCUGAAUUAAUGAGCACAUGUAUAGCUACAGUAAUUUACACUGCCCCACCUAAUAUCCAGGCACCAUCGUUGCUGAAAGGAUACACUGAAUCCACCUUUCCUCACCAGCUCCUUCUCUAUAGCUCACUCUCCUUUGCAAUGAAGAGGAGGUCACAUGGUCACAGCCACUUUGCUUGGCUGCAGUCUCCCCAGCAUGGCAGACUUUCUGAUACUAAUAACAUCUACCACCGACUAUGCCAGGAAGAAUAAGAGUAGAUUCUGUGUGAAUAUGAUCUUAUUGUCUUUAAUGGAAGUUUUGCCUACUCUGGAACUACAGGAUCAGAACUUCAAUUACAGGACUUUUAUUUUGUCUUAAAAAAAAUUAUAGACAUUUCCUUAAAAUAAAUCUAAAAUCCUUAUCUGGAAUGCAUAUCCAGACCCCAUCAGUGCAACUCUUUUCAUGUAUAGUACAUUUUUAGUUUAAGGUUUGUCUAGUGAUAAACUGCAUUUCCUAAUAAUAUUGGUGCAAUUAACCUCAUUCCCUUUAACACCUUCUCUUGUCCAUGGCACUUAUACUGAAAACAGCAAGCUAAACAAUAAACUAAACCAAAUAACUAAAAUAAAACCAAAAGUUUCAGUCUAUCUACUGUAUGGUUUGUUCCAAAAUCAAAUGUCAAAAGACUUAUACUUCAUGAAAAUAAGUGGGGGGGGAGGGUGUCUUUUUUAUUUUUGUUUGCCAACAUAAUUUAAAGAUUUAAAAUAGAACUUUAAAAAUACCACACUUUGUUUUGUAAUAUUUAUUGGUUUUACUAUAAAGUAUGUGAUUACCUUCAGAUGUUUUUUCUGUAGUCUGUUCAAAAAGACACCAGAAGAGAAAUUAUGUGGAAAGAAGUGAAUUAUAAUAACCAAAUAUUGUUAAAACUAAUUUAAAAUAUUGAUCCAACCAAAGAUUUGUAUUAAUAAAGGGCUUAUAUUUUGUUAAUGCUUGUUUCUCUAAUAUUUUGACUUGCAGGAAUGUCACUAUUUUUUUUUAAUUAUAAUUUGAGAUGUUUAGUAAAAUAGGGCCAAAUCCUGUUUGAUUUAUUCUCACACAGAGUAAGCACUAUGCCUGGUAGUACCUGUAUGCAAAAUCAGGCUCACUGACUGCAGCAGAGUCACUAGCAUGAGUAAGACAAGCAGAGUUUUGUCCAUACUCCUUAGAGAAAAUAUAAUCUUUAUUUCAUUCAUUAAUAACCUAAAAAGUCUAGAAAGAAACAGACACAUUUUAUGAAGAUAAAUGUGAGGGAACUUACUCUGAAGGAAUUUCAACUGUAAAUAAUUUAUCUAAUAUUCUUGGCUUAAUACUGACAUUCCUGUAAAUAGUAAACUAUACCCAAGUACAUAUGUCAUAAAUUUUAUUAUUUGCUGAAGUCAUAAGAGUAACUGAUGGUUAUACUCUCUUUUGUACAGUAAAUUGUUUGUUUGAAAUGAGAUUUUGUAUAUAAAUACUGUAUUACUACUUAGAUGACUAUAUAAAAAUCCUUUCAUGGAAACCAUUUUUUAAGAAAAGUAAAUGCUUUAAUUUUUUUGUUCAACAUUUAUUCAGAAUAAAUUUAAAUAUACAAGA
Messenger RNA from Chrysemys picta bellii (western painted turtle), 6469 nucleotides. It is a transcript of the gene ANO1, whose product is annotated as anoctamin 1. Gene Ontology annotation, molecular function: intracellularly calcium-gated chloride channel activity; protein dimerization activity. The record is from RefSeq and is a predicted model, not a curated record. Gene Ontology annotation, biological process: chloride transmembrane transport. Lineage: Eukaryota; Metazoa; Chordata; Testudines; Emydidae. Gene Ontology annotation, cellular component: plasma membrane.